Periconia digitata is the source of this 386-nucleotide messenger RNA. The record is from the annotation of a GenBank genome assembly. NCBI's taxonomy places the organism in Eukaryota, Fungi, Ascomycota, Dothideomycetes, Pleosporales, Periconiaceae.
UCACUCUCCCGCAACUGUACGUUUGACUUACUGUUCUGGAAUGCCUCUUUGAGUGUUUGAACAAAUCAUCAACCAAGGGCCGUGUGAAGGGGCCGGAUACACAAAACCGACAUGUCAAAAUGGGCAAUCCCAUCUUUUGGAAUCGACCUGACUUACCUGUCGCAUCGAGGUCAAGAGAAGGGGAGGGAAAAUACAACAACCAUAUCUCAGUACAUCCAAUCUCGGGUUCGCCAUGCCUGGGUGCUAUCUGCUUCACCACGCAGGCCAAUCUCACGCACACGCACCCCACGCGUUGCAACCUCCACCACGCACUCAUCACUUUCCAAAGUACGGCAUCUAUCCCCAUAACCAACCGCGAGCCCUGCAGUUGUAUAUUGACACACUGA